Messenger RNA from Diachasmimorpha longicaudata, 1915 nucleotides. Its product is annotated as homeobox protein Hox-B2a-like. Gene Ontology annotation, biological process: regulation of transcription by RNA polymerase II. The record is from RefSeq and is a predicted model, not a curated record. NCBI's taxonomy places the organism in Eukaryota, Metazoa, Arthropoda, Insecta, Hymenoptera, Braconidae. Gene Ontology annotation, molecular function: DNA-binding transcription factor activity, RNA polymerase II-specific; sequence-specific double-stranded DNA binding. Gene Ontology annotation, cellular component: nucleus. The coding region runs from base 1 to 1698 and encodes 565 amino acids. The transcript is spliced from 8 exons.
AUGGAGGGGGGGACUACGCAGUCCUGUGGGCGUGACCCACGGGACUUGUCCGAUAUAUCCGGCUGGUGGGGAGGGGGCCGUCGGCCGGUGGAUCUGCCCCAUCGUCGCAGUAUUAUCAUCGUCGAUAUGGAGGAGCUAGCGCAGUUCGUUUCAAAGAGCUUCGACGACGCGAACGUCAAUCGGGAGACGAUAAAGUGUCCGUCGAUCAACGGAAGUAUAAGUCUUAGUGUUGCUAAUCUGAUUGGAGGUGGUGACGAUAGCGUCAGGAUAAAGUGUAGGAUUUUUUAUGAUUAUUUUUGUUUCUCGAUUUCAAUAAAAUCAUUCGAAAUCAGAACUAAAUCUGACGGUCACAUGACGAGAGAUCACCGGGUCCCCACCCCAGGACUCUCAUCUCCACCGACGAGAGUUGGUUGGUCUCAUUCAUUCAUUCACUCAUCGUCGUCGUCGCUUCUGAUCUCCACGUCCGCAUCUAUGCACUUCAGCCACAUGCACUCCCUGCAGAAGCCAUUACCCACUGUCACGUGGGCUUGGAAAAAUCCAAACUGUCGGCUAGUUCAGAUCGCCGAAGGACACUUAGCAACCAUGACCGGCUCGAGCCACGAGUCACUGACCCAGACAUGGCUUCCGCGGGACCCUCGGGGCGGUGGUCCUCGGGCGUCCCCCGGAGAUCACCGGGUCCCCACCCCAGGACUCCCAUCUCCACCAACGAGACGUAUCGACAUCAAUUUUUACGUUACCCUUCUGCCUCCUGGUAUACCUCACCAAUAUUUUAUUUCACUUUCUCUAGAUGGCCAGACGUCACCUUCCGCGUGUUUGCCAGACGUCGCCAGGGACACGUCUGAACCGAGUUCUCCGGAGUCUCGCCUCCAGCCGGAGGAUCUUUCCACGAAAAUGCCAAAGGACUCAAAGGAAAAUAUGGAAGUGAUAAUUCCUUUGAAGCCAGAGCUGAAGUUGUCCGUCCGGAAGCUCCUCGGCUGCAGUCCCUCUCCCCCGCCAGUCAUUGACGACCACUCGCCGAGUCCAGCGGCCAACAAAGACGUCAAGCCCUCCCCCCAGGUGCACCCUGAGGCGAUAGUAGACGGAACGUGUUCGAAUGCUUCACAUGAAGAACCCGCCAAAAAUGCUACCAACUGUCGUGGAAAUGGUAAACAGAGAAGAUCGAGAACAAACUUCACCCUGGAGCAACUUGCCGAACUGGAAAGACUGUUUGAUGAGACUCAUUACCCUGACGCAUUCAUGAGGGAGGAGUUGAGUCAGCGAUUGGGAUUGAGCGAGGCUAGGGUACAAGUCUGGUUUCAGAAUCGAAGAGCCAAAUGUCGGAAGCACGAGAGCCAACUGCAUAAAGGCGUCACCACUGGCAUGGUCCUGGCCCCCCGGAGUCCACCAACGCCCCUGGACACCUGCAGAGUCGCCCCCUAUCUACCGACCCUUCGGCUUCAUCCACCACUGCAGACCUCCUCCAACCUCAACCCACCAUCAUCAGGACCCGGUUCAGCCUUCGACUCUGCAGUACUCCAUUACGCAGCAGCUGGUGGUCUCUUCUGUUUACCUGCCAACAGUCACUCCCAGGCGCAUCAGCUGAGUCUGGCGGCGUCACUAGCCGCCGCCGCAGCGAGAUCCAAAAAUAGUUCAAUUGCUGAUCUGAGGCUGAAGGCUAGAAGACACCAGGAAGCCCUUGGACUCGGUAGACCAUCAUAAAGGUCUGUUUAUGUAAUUGAUAAAGUGAACAUUUUGUGGGGAAUGAGAAUGGAAAUGAAGUCCCGGUGUUUGUUGGUUUGAUGGGGACAAUCGAAGAGGUUUGACUGAAGUUGAGGGGGAGUUCUGGGGGUUUGAGGGACCCCAGGGGUGUGGUAGUAUCUUACUCCGGGAGAGGUAUCGCGUAAAAAUGAAGAGAUGCAUAUGUGAAACUGUUGUA